Molecule: messenger RNA, 2159 nt
Organism: Physella acuta
Lineage: Eukaryota; Metazoa; Mollusca; Gastropoda; Physidae
Product: BTB/POZ domain-containing protein KCTD3
Biological process (GO): protein homooligomerization
Molecular function (GO): protein binding
Source: RefSeq, a predicted model, not a curated record
UACAUCUCUAAUUUUACAAGGCAUUAUGAUCCAUUAAAUCAUUAUCUAAGUAGAUCUAUUUAUUAAGUAGAUCUAGAUCUAGAUUAGAUAUAAUUUUGUUACUAGUAAUGAUGUAACAACAGAUCUAUACUAUUAUAAAUAUACUAUUAAUAAUAAUCAACAGCGUACAAUCUAAUAAAUAAAAUAAUGACAAGCACUACUACUACGUCAAGUGAAAUUGUACAUCUCAAUGUUGGCGGAACAAGAUUUUCCACCUCCAGACAAACAUUGACUUGGAACCCUGACACAUUUUUCACCAGCUUGCUCAGUGGAAGAAUUUCAUCAGACAGGGACCAAACUGGAGCGAUUUUUAUUGAUCGCGAUCCCAAACUAUUUGCUGUGUUGUUGAACUUCUUGCGUACAAAAGAGAUCAGCUUAAGAAAUGUUGACAUAUCUGCACUGAGGCACGAGGCAGAGUUCUACGGGAUUAAUGCUUUAGUGCGGCGUCUUUCCUUGUGUGAAGAUUUAGAUCAUUCUUCUUGCGGUGAUGUUCUAUUUCAUGGCUACUUUCAUCCUCCUGCUCCACCUCUGCCUAACUCCUCCAGGCUCUCUGUGGUCAGUGUGGAGAGUGGUGAGGGUCAAAGGUCAAGUCAUCCACAUCCUCAGGGCAGAUUGUCAUCACCUGGUAUCAAGUCCACUUCAGUCUAUACCAGCCUACACAAACAAGAUAGGACUGCCUUAAGUGUAACAAUGUUGAGAGGCCACCAAAACUGGAUCUGUGCUGCCUACCCCCACUUCAUCUCCUGCUUCAGGAUGAAGGAUUCCACCGGCUGGCACCUGCUGUGGACGAGCCAGCACAUGGAGAGCCAGGUGGAGAGGGUGGCCCUCAAUGCUAAAGUGGUCACCUCCAGCCAGGACAACAGCAAGAUGGUGGCCGCCUCAGCUGGCUCCACGGUCUGGCUCUGGGCCGUAUGGGACGAUGGAGACAGCAGACAGAUAGGUGUGUUUGACCUCCAUGUGUCUGUAGACAACCUGUUCUUUAUUGGCAGCCAGCUGGUUGCGCUGAGUCGUACUGGCAAGGUGGGGGUCUGGCACUCCAUGACACAACACUGGCAGAUUCAGGAUGUUGUUCCAAUCACCAGCUAUGACACUGCGGGAUCUUUCCUUCUGCUUGGCUGUGAGGAUGGCUCCAUUUAUUACAUAGAUAUGCAAAAGUUUCCCCUGCGCAUGAAAGACAAUGAUUUGCUGGUGACCAAGUUGUACAGCGACCCAUCGGAUGACAUGGUGACAGCCCUUAGUGUCUACCUCACACCAAAGACUAGUUUGAGUGGCAAUUGGAUUGAGAUUGCUUAUGGCACCCGUUCAGGCACCGUGCGAGUGAUUGUGCAGCACCCAGAGACUGUAGGCCACGGCCCCCAGCUGUUUCAGACCUUCACAGUCCAUCGCAGUCCAGUCACCAAGGUCAUGCUGUCUGAGAAACAUCUAGUCUCAGUCUGCUCUGAGUACAACCACGUGCGGAGCUGGAAUGUGACGCGGUUCCGUGGCAUGAUCUCAACACAGCCUGGGUCAACUCCCUUGGCAUCCUUUCAGAUUGUUUCCCUGGACGACAUGGAUCCACUCCUGAGUAACUCGGCCGGGAACGACUUUGGCCCAUUUGGUGAACAAGAUGACAAUCAGCUAUUUGUACAAAAAAUUGUUUCCAACUCAGAUCAACUUUUUGUUCGUCAAAGCUCUACAGGUCAAAGAAUCUGUGUGGUCAGGUCAGUAGAUGGCAGCACCAUCAGCUCAUUUUGUGUCCAUGAAUGUGAAGGCUCCAACAGGAUGGGCUCCUGUCCACGCAGGUAUCUCUUUACAGGCCACAACAAUGGCAGCAUUCAGAUGUGGGACCUGACGACUGCUUUAGACCUCUACAGACAAGGGGACAAAGGCAAACAAGAACUGUCUGGGCCUACUGCUACAGAACUUAUCCGUCUCCUGGAGCAAGUUGACCUGAGCACGUCCAGGUGCACCACACCCAGGUGCACCACACCCAGCCCAUCACCGUCAGUCUUAGCUGGCUCAUUACACACUGUGCCAGACACGCCUGCCCCCAACUGUGAGCCUACAUGAGCCCAUCUGGACCUAACACUCUGCCCUGAGGCGUCUGAUCCAUUAGACUUCUCGCCCUAACAUAAUAAAAA